Molecule: messenger RNA, 639 nt
Organism: Melampsora larici-populina 98AG31
Lineage: Eukaryota; Fungi; Basidiomycota; Pucciniomycetes; Pucciniales; Melampsoraceae
Exons: 2
Coding region: 1-639 (212 amino acids)
Source: RefSeq, a predicted model, not a curated record
AUGACUGCUACCCUUCAAUCACCUUUAUCAACCUUUAACGUCAAGCAAUGUGGUGAUUUUACGCCAUACGACGGGAGAUCAUUAGUUGAAUCCUCCGUCUAUACCGAAUCAUCUUACGCCUCAGAUCCUCGGCCAUCCAGGUUGUACCUUAAAUCUCCGUUCAAAAACGAUUCGCCGCCUCAAACUGCUAGGACAAGAGAGACCUCCGAGGCACUUGACAAAAUUUUACGAAACCAAGCUCAACAAUUUUCAGCGAUAUGUGAAGUUUGGCGGUCUAAGUUCGCUUCAAGUCCUUUCAUCCCGUCAAUUGAAAAGCCAAAGCUUCCCGUCACCCGGACUAGAGCCACCUCUAAUGCUCUGGAACGGAUUUUGGCCCGGCAAUCCGUUCAUUUGACAAAGUUAGGAGAAGCAUGGCGGAACAAAUUCUCUUCAAGUCCAUCAAAAUUGUCGGACAAAAAAGGGAGAAGUGAUGAUAUCAUUGAAACAAGCGAUCAAGAUGACGUGGAUUUUGGAAAGAUGGUAGAAGAUCGAUUUGUUCAAAGCCAUUAUGAAUUGGAACAGAGGGUGUUUAGAUGGAUGGACCAUUUUCCAGAAUCUUUUGAUUAUAGAGUUGAGGACAUUGAGUCUUUGGACUUUUAA